GAGCUCUAAAAGGAUAUUUGGAGACCCAAAUGGACACAUGCUGCCUGCAGAUGUGCUGAGGCUGAAGGAGCGUUUUGCCGUCACCAGGAGAGAGCUGGCGGUGCAUCUCACUACACCUGAUGUUGCCCACAUCAGACAGAGCUGUGACACUAAGGUGCAGCAGUUGAUGAAAGCAGCGAGGAGUGGUACCAGGGACGGUUUAGAAAAGACCAAGUUAGCCAUGAUUCGCAAAGUGUCAUUCCUGCAGAGAAAAGACUCCACAGGUGAGGGAAAGGAUGAUGCAGGUUACCUGGAUGUGUCUGUGUGUGAGUUGAAGCACCCUCCACCACAGCUGUGCCCCAUGCCAGAGGGGCUCAGCAGUCAGCAGGUGGUCAGACGUCUCAUCCUCACCUCCAUUGUGCAGAGUGAAAGCAACUACCUGGACUCUCUCAAGAGAAUCCUCCAGGUGAGUCACGUCCCUCCUCAGGUAACAGGAAGUCACUUUGUUUCUAUGGGAGAGAGUGAGAGUGGAACAUAUUUAUGGUCUGUGUUCACUGUUGUGUUGAGAAGAUCAUAACACCAGAGCAUCAGUGGUGACGGAGCAAUUCUGUGGCUCUUCACUUUAUGACCCAUCUCUGCGUUCUGUUUUCCGCUCGCAUUACCAUUGUUAUGCCGAUGACACCCAGCUGGUCUUGUCAUUUCCCCCCGGUGACACUCAAG
Molecule: messenger RNA, 699 nt
Organism: Anarrhichthys ocellatus (wolf-eel)
Lineage: Eukaryota; Metazoa; Chordata; Actinopteri; Perciformes; Anarhichadidae
Product: rho guanine nucleotide exchange factor 10-like protein
Exons: 5
Coding region: 38-556 (172 amino acids)
Biological process (GO): actin cytoskeleton organization; positive regulation of stress fiber assembly; SREBP signaling pathway
Cellular component (GO): cytosol
Molecular function (GO): guanyl-nucleotide exchange factor activity
Source: RefSeq, a predicted model, not a curated record